AAAAUUGUGACAAUUGACUAGCAUACAAUAAUUCAGUGUGAAAUACUUUUUAUAGUCAUGAAGGAAACUUCACAAGACCAUGCUAUUGAAUGUGGUGAUGAAGAGGGCCAGAAUUUGCCAGUGGAGCUGAACAGUGAAUCUUCACAAGACAAAUCUAACGAGAAUGACAUUGAAGGGGACCAGAAAUUGCCAGUGGAGCUUAAUCAUGAAACUUCAGAGGACAAUACUAAAGAGGACGACGACGAAGGGGGCCAGAAAUUGCCAGUAGAGCUUAAUCAAGAAGUACAGUUCAAGAUUGGCAGCUACAUUGAGGUAGAGUAUGAGCUGAACAGAGGAAGAAAGAAGGAAUGUAAAAAAUAUGUUGGAGAAAUUAUUGAUGCGGUCAAUGAUGAACCAUAUGUUAGCUUUGUGGAUAACUGAACUGUAAGAAACAUUAAGAAGAAAAGACUGACUCAUAGAAGAUAAAAGCCUUAGUGGCACCAUCACAAAUUGUGAGACAUUUGAAUAUUCCAGAAGAAAUUAUUCAAGGACGUGCAGAAAUGUUGAAUAUUCCAGAAGAAAUUAUUCAAGGACGUGCAGAAAUGUUGUAUUUUAAAGAUUACCCUGUUUAGAGUUAAAAAUAGAAAAACCUUUCAGCAAAUUCCCAUUAUCAGCCAGACCGAUCUUUAACAACCUUGAUCUGUAGCGUCAUUAUAAUGGUUCCACUUGGUCUCUGUUAAGGGUUACUAGAGAUAGAUUGUGGGGGGUGGGGGAGGAACUUCUUAGAAUUGCCCUUGUCCGUCAGUCCAACCAAGAUUGUGUCGUUUCCUCAAAUACUAUUUGACCCAGAGUUAUCAAACCUCACAGGAUUGUAAUUCAGCACGGGAAGUUGUGCCCCAAGGUUUCACACAGCCAGACCAGAGUUAUUACCCUUGACUUAGUAAAACAUAUGCAUAAAAAGGGCCAAAGUUUCAGCCGCAUGUUUCUCUAGAAGAAUAUGAAACAUCACAGGAAAAUUACUCAGCAUGUGAUAAUGUGAACCUAGAGUUUUUGAUAGGAGAUAUCACUUAUCCAGACUAGAGUUAUUGCCCUUGAUUUAGUCAAAACAUGUAUAAAGAGACUAAAAUAUUACUGAGCAUGUAAACCUGUGACUUUGUUCAGUCUGUCAAUCUGCUCAUAGUUAUGGUCCUUGAUAAAAAAUACAUAAAUGGGAUACAAGAUUGUGUCGAAUGUAUCUCAAAAUGUAUUUAACUUAAAGGCAUAAAACAUUAGGGGAUUGUUAGAAAGCACAGUUGCGCACCUGGCGUUGGCUUCGAGUUUUCUCUCAGCCAGACUGGAGUUACGGUCUGUGUCUAAGUGAUAGGUAAUAAAUGUGUGUCCUAUAGACAAGCAUAUAGUUAAAAUAAUUUCUUUUCAUGAUGUAGUGAUUACAUAUUUUUAAGUUGUCACAACAAACUUUAGAGAAAAAACUGUAAUUAAGGUACAUUUUAAUGAACUGUUUAAAUCUUUACCAAACUUGGUCAGAAGAAAGUUCAGAUGGUCAAGAUCCUCUUAAGGCAAAGGACUUGUUUGUAUACUGUUGCAUCUCAAACUUGUUUCAUAUGUUUUUAUUUGCAUUGAACUAAGAUGUAUAUAUUGUUAAAUAUA
This is a messenger RNA of Mercenaria mercenaria, 1626 nucleotides long. RefSeq lists its product as uncharacterized. The transcript is spliced from 6 exons. The coding region runs from base 58 to 420 and encodes 120 amino acids. NCBI's taxonomy places the organism in Eukaryota, Metazoa, Mollusca, Bivalvia, Venerida, Veneridae. The record is from RefSeq and is a predicted model, not a curated record.